GCGAACACUGUGUGGAGAGGACUUCACCUUGGAGGAGAUUGACAGGAUUCACGCGAACGGCUUCUCCAUCGACGCGCUUCAGAGGUCCGUCAUGGCAGAAGAGGUCGACGAUUCCGACGACGAAGAUGCGGGAGAAGUGCUCUUCACGAA
Messenger RNA from Symbiodinium necroappetens, 150 nucleotides. The record is from the annotation of a GenBank genome assembly. NCBI's taxonomy places the organism in Eukaryota, Dinophyceae, Suessiales, Symbiodiniaceae.